UUGUUAUAGAAUAUGUUGCCGGCAUUUCAUUUUAGUUGUAGCGACAUGGUGACCAAAUGGAAAAUGCUUUCGGUGGGGGGAUCAUGUGAGUUGGAUGUUUGGCCCUAUCUUGAAAAUUUGACAGGGGAUGUGAUUUCUCGGACAGCAUUUGGUAGUAGCUAUGAAGAAGGAAGAAGGAUAUUCCAGCUCCAGAAAGAACAAACACAUCUUGCAAUCCAGGUUACAAUGUCAGUUUAUAUCCCGGGAUGGAGGUUUUUACCCACAAAGACGAACAGGAGGAUGAAGCAAAUAAGCAAAGAAGUAUAUGCAUUGUUGAGGGGUAUCAUUAACAAAAGGGAGAAGGCAAUGAAGGCUGGCGAAACUGCUAAUAGUGACUUAUUAGGUAUACUAAUGGAAUCUAAUUUUAGAGAAAUUCAAGAACAUCAAAAUAACAAGAAGAUUGGAAUGAGUGUCAAAGAUGUCAUUGAAGAGUGUAAGCUAUUCUAUCUUGCUGGCCAAGAGACAACCUCAGUUUUGCUUGUAUGGACAAUGGUCCUGCUAAGCGAGCAUCCAAACUGGCAAGCUCGUGCAAUAGAAGAGGUUUUACAGGUUUUUGGGAAUAAAAAACCGGAAGCUGAUGGAUUAAAUCACCUAAAAAUUGUUACCAUGAUUUUUCAUGAGGUUCUUAGGUUAUACCCACCAGUAGAAAUGCUUGCUAGAGUUGUUUAUAAGGACACUCAAGUGGGAGACAUGUGUUUUCCAGCUAGAGUGCAAGUCAUGUUGCCCACCAUCCUAGUUCACCAUGAUCAUGAAAUUUGGGGGGAUGAUGCAAAGGAGUUUAAUCCAGAGAGGUUUGCAGAGGGAGUUUUGAACGCAACAAAAAACCAAGUUUCAUUUUUCCCAUUUAGUUGGGGUCCUCGGGUAUGCAUUGGACAAAAUUUUGCAAUGAUGGAGGCAAAAAUAGCUUUGGCAAUGAUCUUACAACACUUCUCAUUUGAACUUUCGCCAUCCUAUGCUCAUGCUCCUUUCAGUAUCCUAACUAUGCAACCCCAAUAUGGUGCACACCUGAUUCUACGUGGACUUCAGUGUUGA
Molecule: messenger RNA, 1071 nt
Organism: Vitis riparia (riverbank grape)
Lineage: Eukaryota; Viridiplantae; Streptophyta; Magnoliopsida; Vitales; Vitaceae
Product: cytochrome P450 CYP72A219-like
Exons: 3
Coding region: 13-1071 (352 amino acids)
Molecular function (GO): iron ion binding; oxidoreductase activity, acting on paired donors, with incorporation or reduction of molecular oxygen; heme binding
Source: RefSeq, a predicted model, not a curated record